UUUCAGUGUAAAAUGUGUAUCCCUGUUCGAUGACAAUCAGCUGUAGUUGAGAAAGUACAGUAUAUAUAUCUACAGUAUAUAGCAAACCUUCUAACUUACACAACUAUAUCUUAUACAGACAGAGUUAGCAUGUGAUAGAUAACAGUUUGUGAGAUUCUAAACAAUUUCAAGGAUUUUCCUAACAAUUCAACGGAUUUCCUAUUUUAGUAUAUAUUUACAAACAUUAAAAAUGCCGGGUUACAUUCAUCAUAUACAAUGGUGUGUCUCCGACCUACAAGCUACGUUGGACAAAAUGAUAAAUUCAUUCGGGUUCAGACAAACCUUUCUCAGGGUAGGAGCAAACACUGAGACAGUGAUAGAGUCUGGUUCAGCACGGUUUCUUAUCAGUCAGAGAGGUUGCAAUACACAAUCUACUCCGGGUACUGGUUUAAUCUCUGAAUGUACUCCGGAUACUGGUUUAAGCUCUGAACUAACUCCAGGUUCUGGUUUAAGCUCUGAACCAACUCCAGGUGCUUGUAUUAGCUCUGAACUGACUCCGGGUACUACUUCAAACAGUGAAUAUCCUUGGUUGAGCUGUAAAUGCCGGGCUGAGAAGAUACACACAGUGGAUUCUGUAUUUAAUAUCUGCCUGGAGGUUGGAGAUGUCGAUGCCGUGUAUAAACGAAUGAUCCAGAACGGAUCCAUAUCUCAUAAUUCUCCAACAACCGUGAGAAGUAAAGACGGAGAAAUAAGGGUUGCAGUUGUAAGUUCUCCGUGUCCUAAUGUAAUCCACAGUAUUGUAAAUACUGAAGGUUUCUCAGGGGGCUUUCUACCAGGAUUUACUCCAGUAGGGCCCGGAGAUAGGCUAGAACCUGAUCUCGGAGUAGAUCUGAGUAUUGAUCAUGUGACAUAUGUUUGUAAUGUUGGAGGGAGUCAAAAUAUCUUGUCCUGGUACAACCAGUGCUGUGGGAUGGAGAGGUUUAUGGUCAACGCAGAGGACGACCCCGAGGCCGGAAUCCAGAUAAAGGACGAGGCCGGGAUGAGGAUGAUGGUGGGGGAGUGGCUCUCUGAGUGGAUGUGUCGUGAAGAGGGCGUGUCCUGGGAACAACGGGGCGGAGAUGAUACAAGAAACUUUAAACUAGUUCUUGCCGAACCCCUUCCUGAUCAUGAGCACAGUCAUGUUUACAAGUUCAUCCAGGAGCAUGAUGGACCUGGCCUCCAGCAUAUUGGACUCCUUACCCAGGAUAUAAUCAAGACCGUCUCUACCAUGAAGACCCACGGAGCAAGGUUUCGAACCCCUCCUCCCACCUAUUAUACACUGGAGAAUAAAAAAGAAGAUAUUAUAUCUGUCGGUUCAGAUCCAACAGUUUUUCAGGAUCUAGGGAUUCUUAUAGAUAAGGAACCUGGUUGUGAAAUUGAGAAAGGAAAUUCCCUUUAUAUUCUCCAGAUUUUCUCACAUCCAUUAUUUAUCAAAGAUACGUUUUUCUUGGAAGCCAUUCAACGCCAUGGCUCAAGAGGAUUCGGAGCCGGGAAUAUAAGAGCUCUAGCUCAAUCCAUCAUAGAGCUGGCCAGGCUCAAGGAAAUACAAGAAAAAGAGGAUAAAAAUCAAGAAAAGGAGGAUAAAAAUCAAGAAAAAGAGGAUAAAAAUCAAGAAAAAGAGGAGAAAAAUCAAGAAAAAGGGGAGAAAAAUCAAGAAAAUGUUGAAAAAUAUUUGAGAACUGAAAAUGAAUUAUGUCGGGAAGAGGAGGAAAGAGGAAAAGCCUGAAAAGUGAUAUUUUAUAAAUCGGAAAAUCUUUCUUAAAAAGUUUUUACUUUUCUCAAAUUCAUAUUUUUAAUUAUAGAAACAGCGUAAUACAAUUUGAAGGGACAGACCGGCCAUGUAAGGUAGUUAAACUGUGGACAAAGUCUUUAGGAUUCAUAUAAAACGUUUCCUCGUUCCUAAACAACUAAUUAGUUUACUGGAGAAUUUUGUUCACAUAUUUUUGUCGUUGUUAUUUAACAAUUAAAAAAAAAAA
Molecule: messenger RNA, 1994 nt
Organism: Eurytemora carolleeae
Lineage: Eukaryota; Metazoa; Arthropoda; Copepoda; Calanoida; Temoridae
Product: 4-hydroxyphenylpyruvate dioxygenase-like protein
Exons: 2
Coding region: 230-1744 (504 amino acids)
Biological process (GO): aromatic amino acid metabolic process
Molecular function (GO): 4-hydroxyphenylpyruvate dioxygenase activity
Source: RefSeq, a predicted model, not a curated record